GAUCAGGUUCACAAUUUAUUUGGAGAACAAAUACAUUUGUUUUGGUUUGGAUGGAUCUUGGUGAUUGACAAGAAAAUUACACUUAGAAAACAACACCUCAUCUGUUUUCUAGAGUGAGACUCUUUUUGGGAAUUGGAAGUCAUUUCUUCUCAAUUUCCUGUUAGCUGAAAGUAAACUCAUUAGCGAAAACCAUCAAACAUACAACCUUGCCAGUUCUAUUGUGUCUCUUUAUUCUCAGAGGCUUUUGCUUUGUUGUUUUCCUUGAUCUCCAUUCUUGUGCUUGGAAACUAUUUGAGUCAGCGGCCAAUAUUAGGGCUGAACCGUUGGCCUCCUGUUUAUUGCGCAACAGCCACAUGUGUCAAAUAAAUACAAGCGUGAGGCGCCCAUUAAGAACCGUGGACAGCACACUUAGUAUCUGCUAAUUCUGUCCGGCGGUAUCUUAAAAAUAAAAUGGACAGAGUGUUUUGAGAGUCACAAAUAGCCCAGUUGCCUGUGGGCAUUAGUAGAAGUCGAAACAACUGGAAUAGGAGUCACAAGACUGCAAUCUGCCAAGUCCUAAAAGCAGACUAGCAACAAGACAGUUUCACAGAGGUAGGGUAGAACUGGGCAUUUUAAAAUAGCCAUGUAAACACUCUCCCUCUACCUUUGUAAUUUUAACCUAGAAUGUCGGUGACGACAGUCUCUCGCAUGGAGACCACGAAUGCCGGAAUAAAUCUGACAUUAUGACACCAGACACCUGGCAGGUCUGACGUCGCAGGGGUAAAUACUUAGAGUCACUAUAAAGCCCCGGGGCCCCCUCAGAACUACAGUUGUUUACCCCUGAGCUCCGGACAGGACCAUAGGGUCGGCUAGAGGAAACAUUUAAAAUCCAAUACGCAGGAUUUUUACGUCACGCCGUGGGAACUGAGUCUUUGCGCAGGAGCUGUCGAAGGGGAGGCGGAACUGAAACAAGCGUGAUCUUGAUUUAAGCAACAAACCUGUACGGUUACUCAUAUUCUGGAGCCUCUGCUUCAGUUUACCAGAAGGAGUUACUGGAGAAACCAAUACUAAGAUUUACCGAGGUAUUGGUGGACUUGCCAAUGUGGUCACUCCAGUGACCUUUUAGGAAUUGCAGCAUAAGUUUCUGAGCCCAAACACAUAUACAGAAGAAUGGCUUUGGAAUUGCACUGUGGGCCGGAGCCUGGGAGUUGUGUGUGGGGUGGAGAGAGAGCUGACCUGCUUGACAGUUUUGACUCCGAGAUGCAGGAAUGGGAAGAUCAGCUACAGGACAUGCAGAGGAAGAUUGAAGAGUUGUAUAAUGAGGUCAAAGCAAGAAGAGAAGCUACCGAGAGCAGCACAAACAACAUCACAAACAAAAACCUGGACAUUACUUUACUUCCGGUCAACUCUCAGUAUAGCCACCAGGCCAAUGGUUAUCAUGAACACCAUGGUCACCCUAACAACAGCUUCCCGAUUCGUCAAUACGGUGAAGAUCCUUCAGUUAUGCGAAGCCUUGGGUUUCACCAUGCCAGUGAAUACUGUAAUGGCUCCAACAAUUACAUGCUUAAUUCCCUGAGCAACAGCAGCCAUUACCCUGCCAGUUGUCAUAAUCUUGAAAGGCAAGAUGCCACUCUAGACAUUCUCAAUGGAUACCUCCAACAGGGCCCAUGUUAUGGAAGGAACCCAAGGAAUCUUGGAGAUCCAAAUUCAAUUCAGAACCCCAAGGUAUAUCCAGUUAUGGACAGUUAUCAAUACAGUGCGAAGACUAGCCCGGUGGCAAACAGGACUGCCUCGUGUGGGGUUCAGGAUGAGACUGAGGAAGCUGAGAACAAAAAGAACACAAAAUCAAGUUGGGAUGACUCCCAAGCCCGCCACGUUAGCUGGAAAGACCCGGUUUCAUCGAAUGAUCUUCCCCCUAAAAAUUCAGUUUCCAAACUGGCAGUCAGACAUAGAGAUGCUUCUCCUGUAACCCCUCGUUCCGCUUACAAUGAGUCAUCACAACAACCAGACAGGAAGUGCCUCUUGCUCGACAGGAAAUCUGGCAGUCCAUCAGUGUUGCGAAAGUUUGGUGCCAUGUUGCAAGAGAAUGAGGGGAAAACCCUGAUAGAGGAUGGUCUUGUGACUACUGUUGUCUCCACUGAACCUCCGAGGCAAACAAGCACUCCCAUUUGCCAGAACAAGUUUGACGCCAAGCGGGCAUCCUCACGUGCGCCUGUCCAGAAAUGCCUUGCAGACUGUGACGUACUGGUAGCACAUGUGGAGCCCAGCCAGGAGUCUUGGGCAGCUGGUCCUUCUAGACACCUCCUCAGUGGAGACAAAGACAGUGGGAGGGGUGGUUGUGUUCUUGAACAGCAUGGCUUGGCUUACAACUUAAGCCCAUCACAGUCUCACCUUAAUUCGGGGUGUCACAAGGUGUCUUCAGUGUCGAAAGCCCACAAUGUUGGCUUCCAGAGUAAGGACCUAUUCUCUGACUACCAGAUGGUGGAAAGGAUUCUGGGAGCAGGAUCUCAAAACUUCAGUAAGGUACACAGAGGACUUGGUGUCGAUAUGAUGAGACUGGGAAAUGACAACUUGGAGCAACUUCUGGAAAUGAUGGAAAUAGAGAACAACAGAAGCCAGAGGCCCAUAUUCACCCAGCAACUGGACAACAAGCAGGUUAACCGUGAGUCAUUUCCUACGCCCAGCAGUAGUAAUUUUUCUCGUCCUGCUCGCCCAGCCAAUCAACGCCGUCCAUCCAGAUGGGCUAAGCAUACUGAACCAAGCAAAGUCGCCCACACAUCCUGCCCACCAAGCCCUGGCCUGAAAGCCAAACAGUUCUUGAAUUCAUAUUCCCGGCACACAGAAACCAUCAUCAUGUGACCAGGAUACAAAAAUCUUCAAAGGAUCACCCAAUGGCAUAGACAAAACUUUGACAUUUUGUAGAACACAAUCUACUUUUUUUGUAUAUAUAACCCCCACCACCACAUCAAAGUACCGUAUUGCAGCCCACUAGGAUGGCCUAUGGUAUUUUCCUUAAAUAACUUCAAAAGGAUAUAGCUUUCAUUUAACUCUGCGCUGUUUGAAGUGCUUUGGAACGGAACUCCAGUGGACAUUCUCUGACAUGGUGAACUUCUGUGCCUAUAAACCCCUCAUUGCCUUUUCUCUUCAUUUCUUUCAGUCAUUCUCAUUAAAUUUUGUAUUCUUUUAUUCUGUUUUCUAUUUUCCUGAGUGCUUUGUGUACAGUGCAGUUCUUGCGGUGCCAUGUAGGGCAUUUUUUGUAACCACAUAAGCAUGUAUGCAACAGGCAUAACAUGUAUUUAAAGAUACAUGGCAACGAGUUAUUAAGCCUUAUCUAUUAUGCAUAAUCUGUAAAGGCGUGUGCAAAUGUUUUGAUGUUCUGUCAUUAAGUCCAUUUCAGUACUGCAUUAGUGCUUCAUAAUACUGACAUGAUGAGGUCAUAACUGGCUCAUAAUGUUUUUAUAAGCCUUAUUUGACUGCGCCUGACGUGGGCUGUAACUACGCGGUGCAUGGCACCUUUUUUGCGGGAACAUGUCUGCAUUCUCCAGCCUUGUAAAGAAAAUGCCAAAUGAAGUGAAUUAUCCUAAGUUCAACAUCUGUGAAAAGUAAAUUAUAUCUUUUGACCAUAUUAUAAUGAAGAAAUGAUUUUGGAAUGUUUAUUGUUGUGAUAUUACCCUUACAAAAAAGUGAUGCUUUUUGUGUUUUUUUCUUUCUCUGGAUAAUAAACGCAAGUGCUUUGACAAGUUAGUGAAACUCUUGAA
Molecule: messenger RNA, 3737 nt
Organism: Labeo rohita (rohu)
Lineage: Eukaryota; Metazoa; Chordata; Actinopteri; Cypriniformes; Cyprinidae
Exons: 6
Coding region: 1150-2838 (562 amino acids)
Source: RefSeq, a predicted model, not a curated record